Molecule: messenger RNA, 842 nt
Organism: Bufo bufo (common toad)
Lineage: Eukaryota; Metazoa; Chordata; Amphibia; Anura; Bufonidae
Exons: 4
Coding region: 162-842 (226 amino acids)
Source: RefSeq, a predicted model, not a curated record
CUCAGGAGAAAUAUGUCAAACUGGUUACAACGCGUUGGCGAUCUAUCCGGGACCGCUUCAGGAGGGAUUACAACAAGGAGGUUCAGGCCCCGAGUGGCUCCGGAGGAACCUCAGGGGCCACCUACAUCCAUACGGCGGCCCUGGGGUUCCUACGAAAGGCAAUGGCACCAAAAAGAAGUGCCAGCAGAACUCGGGAGCCUGACCAACCUCCUGAGGCGGAACCGGAACAGAUCGCCAUCACCAGCCCUCCUGUCCCUCAUGUAUCGGCUCAGGAUAAUCCGGGUCCCUCCGCUCAACAGAGGCUCUUAGGUUUUCGUCAAAAUUUGAGAGCCCUGGUGAGCAGGCAGAGAUCCAGUAGGCCAAAUCGAGCCGAUUAUGCGAACCUUGUAGAAGUCGUUUCCGACGCUCUAGAAGGUUUUGCCCAACAUCAGAUGGAGUUUGGUGCUGACUUGAUUCGCCGCUGGGAGGGGGCGGAGUCGGCGUUUCAACGCAGCCCAAACUACAAUUAUGGGCUAAGCAUGGUCAGUUUGAUGGACUCAAUGACGCCCGAGCAGUUGCAUGAGUUUAAGAUCAUGCUAGAGAACGGGUCAUGGGAAAUCAUGCACCACCCCCAUCCCACACGAGUGGCCAGUACCGCCAACCUUUCCCUUCCCACCCCCCCGAGCAUGUGUUUCCUUCUGCUUCUUUUUCUUCUCCUGCCCCGUAUUUUCCUCCUACUUCUUUUCAACCUCCCUCCACCUCUACACAUGCUCGGGUCCUCUCCUCCUCAGACCCUUCCUUUCUCCACACCCCGCAAUUACGCCCUGCAUCCUUUCCUGUGGCCCGGAACCUUGGCAAUAUAG